AUUUUUUGGACUUUUGAAUGCAGUUUAUAGGUAUUGCGCAUGUUAAUACGGAAGUGUUCCUCAACACUAGCUUCACUGUGACUGUAUUUGCAUGCCUAUUUUAGUAAGAACAACCUGAAAGCAACACCCAGUCUGGCAUUAACUCAAAAAGAAGAUUUACAGGUGGUAUGCUUGGUAGCACAAGGUGAGACAAAAACAGGGAUGGACAGAGCUUAGAGUGUUUUCAUUCUCCACAAGAGCCGUAUGUUUGGUAGCACAAGGUGAGACAAAAACAGGGAUGGACAGAGCUUAGAGUGUUUUCAUUCUCCACAAGAGUAUGGCUACAAUGAAUCAACAGAUAGAACUUCCUCUUCGAGUGGAGGAGUGGACGAGAGAGCAAGUUUACUACUGGCUGACUGCGGUGACACAAGUGAAUAAAAUACAUGCAGAUAAGCUGUACGAGGAAGAAGUAUCAGGGGAAGAACUAGUCUGUUACGAGCUCAAACAUCUGCUGGAUCUUGGUAUUAAGCAUGGUCCAGCAGUUAAGAUUAUCACCCGGUUAGAGAAGUUAAAAAAGAAACAACAAGGAUCAUAUUCUUCUGACCAUUCCCACACACAACACACAGAAGCAAGACCAGACACAACCGUGGAAAACAAAGACAGCAUUUCAACAGAUGAAACACAAAUAUUCAAAAAUGCUAAAAAAUCAAAUAGAAAAUCACACAAAAGAGAAAAAACUGACUUUAGAAGGACUAAUUCUAUGGAAAAAGAUUUAAUGGAUGACAUCUCUCAAAGAAGCACUUCAAUAGAACACCCACAACCACAAAACAAAACUACUCCAAUUUCAGGAACAAGUUGUACAUCUUCCAAAGAAACCGAACCAACAGAGUCAGCUGACCCUAAAACAUCAGACAUUAAUGUUUAUGAAGUAGCUGAAAAGGAAAAGCAUAUGAGGAGGUCUGGAUCCUUACAGCACUCAUGUACUCUCUAUCCAUUUGAUCAGAACUCUGCUUCUCACCGAUACAUUCAAAACUACACUUUACCACCAGAGACUGGACCAGGCAAUCUGACCGAUCCAGUUCAUGAGUACAAGUUCAUGGGCAGAACCGAUGAUAUGAAUGUGAUAAAGAAGAAGUUCAAUAAAGAGGUGUUCCGGUUUGCUGCUGGGUGUAUGAACAGCCGCACAAAUGGAACCAUCCACUUUGGUGUAGCAGACUCCAAAGAUUCUCAAUACGCUCAUGCUGAAAUCACUGGGGUUACUGUUGACAAGAAGGACACUAUCAUUGAUCAUUUUAAUCAAGGUAUUAAACCAUACUUUGAAGAACACACAGAUAAAGCAAAGGCAUGCAUCAGGCAGCCACGCUUUGUAGAAGUGCUCUGCCCUGACGGCACUCUAUCUGGCAAAUAUGUCAUAGAGGUGGAUGUUGUUCCAUCCCACAGCAUAGUUCAAGGUAAGCUGUUUAAUAUCCAGACUCUGGAUGAGGACAAUCAAUGGAAAAAGAGCAAAGGAAAAUCACUCUUCUUCAGAGAUGGGGCUGCAACACGAGAUAUCUAUAAAAUUGGUAAUCCAAAAGACAUACAAGAUGAACUGACCCGAAUAAUUACCAAAAAAAAUGUUCUGGACGAAAGGAGGAAGGAGGCGGAAAAGAGGCCUGAAAGCAAAAGAACAUCAAACCAGGGGGAAAAGCUGAAGAAUCUGCUGACAUGUGGAAGCGGCAAACUGGAUUAUUAUGAACACUUCAUCAUUGUAACAAACAAAAGCCACCCUGAACAACUCCAGCAUCUUGAGUUCAUGACAAUAUUGAAAUUGCUCUGUGUAUUGGACUAUGAUUCCAACUCUGCAGUAAGUGGGUCCUGCCACAACUAUAGAAAAGUGCGAAUUGCAAACCUUCACAUGCCAAGUCAGUUCAAUGCGGAUCCAGGAAUAGUUGUGAAAAAUCUCAAUUUGCGCAAACAAACAAGUUGGGUAUUUUGUAAUUGCAGAGAAGAUCUCAGCACUGAAUCUGACAGGCCACUCAGACCAAGCGAAUGGUUAAUACACAAAGCAGGAGAGGUACAACACAUGAUUUCAUUCCUCUGCAACCCAGACACUCUUCCAAGAGGUCGAUUCUUAGUCAUAUUCCUCCUUCUCUCCACUGUUGAAGCCAUGAAUGAUCCAAUGUUUGACACAUUCAUGUCAUUUUAUAAAAACCUUGGGGGUACAGAGAGCAUUUUAAGUAUAUGUACUUCAGAUGCUUCCUUUCAAAAAUGGAGAGAUUUUAUUCAAGCCAGAUGUGAACGUGACAUCAGCCACCGGAGCAUUUAUGACCUGGAGCUCAGUGAAAUCAAUGGGACAAUACUGAAACUGGGACAGAACAAGCAAAAUGCGCAGAGACUUCUUCCAUCUGCUGAGGGAAGUUCAGUGGUUCUCCAAAAGAAUGAUGAAGACCUCAUGCCUUCACUUGAGAUCCUUUGUGAAAAUGAGUGUGAGAAUGUGUAUGAUGAGAAUAGUCCAGAAUUCCAUGAAUUCCAAAUUGAAAAAGAAGCUAAAUUCUACAGAGGUGACGAAGUAAAAUGGUGGAAUUUCUAUUUCUCAGAAAAAAAUACAGCAAAACCAUUCAUAAAACGGGACAAAUAUGAUCAACUUAAACGCAUAAUCGAAUCUAAAACCAAAAAUCCAACAAGCACAUGCGUCAUGCUGAAUCUUUUUCAUCACCCCGGGUGUGGGGGCACCACUUUAGCCAUGCAUGUAAUGUGGAAUCUGAGGAAAGAUUUCCGUUGUGCAGUUCUGAGAGACAACACUGUUUCCAAACUCGAUGUAGCACAAGAAGUUGCCUACUUGGUACGGUGUGGAAAAAACGAGACUAUGCGAACAACACCAGUACUUUUAUUAGUUGAUGAUUCCGAAGAGACGGAAAAUACAGAGGAACUUCAGCACUGUAUACGAAAAACUCUUGAGGAAAUUUCUCCAAAUGCACUUGUUGUCAUUCUAAAUUGUUUACGUUCAAGAACCCCAAAAGUGAGAUAUUCAAACAGUGUCAUUGAGAGUCAGUACAUCACAGCAACACUAUCUAAAGAAGAAAUGGAUGCCUUUGAAAUGAAACUACAGGAACUGCAACAAACACAUGAAAAACCAGAAAAUUUCUAUAGUUUCAUGAUCAUGAAAACAAACUUCAGUCAAGAGUAUGUUACAAAUGUUACUCGUAAUAUUCUGAAAGAUCUUGAUAUUGAAAGAAAACAAGCACAACUUCUUUCAAUUCUGGCAUUACUGAAUUCCUAUGUGGCUGAAUCAGCAAUUUCUGUGUCACUUUGUGAGGAUUUUCUUGGCAUUAAAAGAAAUUUACUGGGGAAGCAAACCGUUUUGGAUGAAAUGGAACCUCAGUCCUGCUUGCUAAUUGAGUUUGAAGCUGAGGAAUGGGGAGUGUACAAAGCAAUCCGUUUUGUUCAUCAACGUAUUGCAACAGAGUGUGUAAAGGAGUUAGAAGAGACACACAAAAUCCCAAGAUCUGAUAUAGUCCAAAAUUUGCUGCAUUCUGACUUGUUUUUCAAAAGUGGAAUAGGAAAAGAUAACCUCUUGCAGUCAGUAAAAUGCAUGCUAAUCACACGACAACGCAAAACAGAAGGUGAUGAGAAAGACACACUCUUUUCACUUUUGAUAGAGGACAUCAAUAAACAGAAUGACGGACUGAAAAAAAUCCAGGAAAUCUUUACAGAGGCAUCAAGACGAUUUGAUAAGGACUUUGUAAUUCCUCAAGCUUUAGCAAGACAUUUUUAUCUGAAUGAAAAGAACUUUGGUUUAGCAAAGGAAUGGGCAAACAAAGCUACAACCAUCAAACCAAAUUCAUACACUCUCGACACAGUUGGACAGGUCUCUAGAAGUGAGCUAAAACAUAAAAUUGAUUACAAUAAGCAAGAGAACAAAAAAUCCACACCUGAUGACUUGAAAGAAUAUCUGGAUCUAGCUGAUGCAGCGAUAAAAGCUUUCCAGAGGGCACAAAUCAUGGCAAAGGAAGAUGAUACUCCUGAUCAGGAAGAGACACUUCAUAGAAAACCAAAUACCUACAACAUAUCUGGAUACAUGAGUGAGAUUGACAUUGCUAUGACAGUCUUUGACAUUGUGAGGGGACUGCCAUUGUUUGAGGAAAGGGACUUGAUGAAAGAUUAUUACUUUCAGCAGUUUUUCAAAGGAAAAAUGUCCAUAACACAUAUUCCCAUUUUCCAGAAUGAUGCUAACAACAAACGGGCUGAUAUUCUUAAGGAGUAUGAACCAUUCCUUGUUUCUCUGAAGACACAAGUAGACAAAGCCUUUGAUUUCCUUGAAGUUUUUUUCACUUACACAAGGGAAAGGGGCAUUGUUGACAAAGAAAAGCAGUUUAAGAACAGGGAAAAGCUCUCUGAUCACUUUAAAAAAUACAUCACCCUGUUUUGCUCUUCAUCAGAGGAAACACUAAAUGAGAAAAAACGUAAACCAAAGCUCAGCAUGAACAUGGAAAUUGAGGAAUGUCGAAUGUUCCUAGAGGAAAACAGAGCAAACAAUUUCCCAAGAAUUCUUCAGUUUCUGGAGUUCAGAAAAAACAUGAUUGAACAAAUUGUUGAAAAACAUUCAUUCAUAUACAAUAAUUGUGUCACCAAAUCUCUCAAGGACAAAACAAACCAUUUGCUUGCCCACAUAAUUCUUAAGCUGAAUAAACCAAAUUCAACUUUUGCAAAAACCCAAAGAGAACUUGCUGAUCUUUUGAAAGAACUCUUGCAAGAAGCUGGAACACAGCAUCAACACCCAGAGCCCUACUACCUUGCUGUAUUGUUGCUGUGGCCUGGAAAAAAUAACACUGAUCCACGAAUGACAACAUAUGUGGAAAUGCUAAAAAAAUCCUCCAGAAAGCAACUCUCACACAUUUUUAGAUUCAGAAAUCCAAUUGCCCACUUCUAUCUAGGGAAGUCUGAUGGAUUAGAAAGACUGGUUUCCAAAGCAAGCCUUGACAGCGAUUUCAGUAAAGUAAGAGACCGUAAUGUCCUAUGGCAAAAUGCAGACAUUUUCAAAGAACAGGCAAUUAAAGACAAGCUCUUCAGAGUAAAUGGCACAUUGGAGCUUGGUGAGCUUUAUGCAGAGUAUGGAAAGCUAAAGAUCCCUGUACGACGCACCUACCUUGGAGGGCUAAGAAGCGGUCAUAGUACAGAGAGGGUGACUUUCUACAUUGGCUUCGCUAUUGAUGGUCCACUUGCUUAUGACAUUCAGUAUGCAGACAUGAGAGUGGAUAAAUGAACUAAAUGAAUUGUUAAUUUCUGUCCUUCAUCUAAAUAUACUGGCAGAAAGGAUCUUCCUAAUCAGAGUCUGGAGAAGAAAAGAAGAAUUGUGCAUGGUUAUUAUGAUUCUUUUUAUUGUUUUUAUAAUCCAUUUUUCAAUCAAGGAGCCAAUUCUCAAAUGAUAUCAGUUAUGUUAUAUGUUACACACUUAUUCUUAUAUUACUAUUAUAUGUGAUGAUGAGAUGUAAUCAGAUGUAACUUUUGUCAGCCUGAUGUUUGUAUCCAAAUAAUAUUUGUCAGCCUCGUGCUUUUCUGUUUUAUGAUUCAUUUUAGUGAAGUUGUUGAUAUUUGUUUGAUAUUAAAGUACAAUGAAUGGGAAAAACUUAAAAUAAAUGAAAACAGUACAGUGACAUUGUAGCAAGGUAAAAGCAAAUUAUAUGGUAUUUUAUUACAAGUUGAAAUGCACAAUAAAAGAUCAUAUGUGAGAAAAAAA
Molecule: messenger RNA, 5695 nt
Organism: Megalobrama amblycephala (Wuchang bream)
Lineage: Eukaryota; Metazoa; Chordata; Actinopteri; Cypriniformes; Xenocyprididae
Product: sterile alpha motif domain-containing protein 9-like
Cellular component (GO): cytoplasm
Molecular function (GO): protein binding
Source: RefSeq, a predicted model, not a curated record